This is a messenger RNA of Mycena citricolor, 2693 nucleotides long. NCBI's taxonomy places the organism in Eukaryota, Fungi, Basidiomycota, Agaricomycetes, Agaricales, Mycenaceae. The record is from the annotation of a GenBank genome assembly.
CACACUUUACCCCAAACCGUCAUGCCGCUCCUCGAUCCUCUCACCACCAGCAUCACGACGCUCACGAGCGCGGCGCUCAUCCCCGAUAUCAUCCCAGAGUUCGUGCCCAAGGCUGCGCUGACUGUGCUCCUGCCGUCCGGCGCGCUCUCCCUCGGCAGCGAGAUCCCGAUUUCCGAGACUGUGGAGCCGCCCAGCAUCGGCAUCGUCGCCGUCCCAGAAGACGCCGAGGUGGGCGCCGAUGGGCUGAUCGAGAGCCACGCGAGGUACACGUUGGCGAUGUUCGACCCGGACGCGCCUAGUGCGGCCUCGCCAACCAGCAGGAACUUCCGGCACUGGGUGAUUACCGGGCUGGUGCCGUCGUCCGAUCCUCUGUCUCCCGCCGAACAAACGGCUGAGGCGGCGAACGCUUACCGGCCGCCUGGGCCGCCGAAGGGCAGUGGGUUGCACCGAUACACCUUCGUCUUGUAUCGCGAACCACCCAGCUUUGCGCUUCCGAAGGACGCGUCGGAGCUCGACCCGAGCAUCGAGGCGCGCCGGCGUUGGGACCCUGUGAAGUUUGGAAACACGAACGGGCUCCAGAUGGUCGCCGCUGCAUUCUACCUCGUGCGGAGUGAGGACUGAAAGGGAGAGAUUCUCGGAUUCGAGCUGUACUACUAGUCAUCGCACCUUCGUGAUGCUACACAUGAUAAUCGCAUACGCUGUGUGCCUCCCUUGGCUGGGAACUUGGGGACGUGGAUAUACCCGCCGUCUUAUUAGCCAAUGGACGAGAGGUGCUUACAGCGUCCGGUUCAUUGAGCACUUCGGUCUGUCCCAGGCUAUUCUGUUCUUGGAUCUGCUAUAAAGGCGGAUGCCGUAUCAGAUAUCUCUCCCCUGCACCCGCCAUGUCUAGUUCUCCCAUCCUCUCGAUUGUCCUUCUGUCAUCUAUCGCAACAGCCAUCCUGUUCCUUGUAGCCGCUGUCCGAAGCAUAAAACGAGACCGCACAGAUCCCGUGCAGCUCCUCUCGGGUCCCGCGAGCCCGGGAUUUCUCAGGGGAAAUUCCAAGCAGUUAUCGGUGAGAAACUCUCCAUUCACUGCCCUGUGCCAUAUCGGUCCUGAAUUGACCGAUGACGAGGAUGAUCCUCUGUUGACGCAGAAAUGGGCUGAGAUGUACGGCAAAGUCUACGUGCUUCGAGGGCUCCUGGGACGAUCUGAGGUAUACCUGGGCGACGCCAUGGGUGUCAAAUACGUCACAGAGAACCUCCCCAAACCGCCGUAUAUUGUGCAGAUGACGGGAAGUCUCGUGGGAAGGGGGGUGGCUGCGGUCGAGGGAGAGGAUCACCGGAGACAGCGCAAGAUCAUCGGCCAGGCCUUCGCUCCCGCCCAGAUCCGCUUGAUGAACGAUGUAUUCAUCCAGGUCGCAUAGCUGGGAGAGGACGGCUCGCCGGUAGAGGUGAUGCGCGGACUGCGGCACACUACCUUGGAUAUCAUUGGAAAAUCCGGAUUCGAUUACGACAUGGCGGCCGGAGACUCCGAGUCAGAGCUCAGCGCCGUCUUCGCUGAAAUCUUUCACGGCCCACAAGCUGAGCGCAGGAUGUUUUAUCGAUUAAUCCGGGCUAUGGUGCCAACGUUGAACUGGUUGCCAAUCACGCCCGGCUCGCUGGCGAUCGCAAGAGCCCGAAAGAAAAUGGAGGACAUUUGCGCCUCGAUUCUCGCGAAAAGUCGAGCCGAGAGCGGGCUGAAGGGCGCUGAUAAACGCGAUCUGCUCUCUAUCAUGCUGAAGGCGAAUGCAUCGGCGGAGACCAAGAAGCGGUUGGACGAUUCAGAGCUUACCGGGCAGAUCCCCACGUUCCUCGUUGCAGGGCACCACACGACCAGCACAGCGUUGGGAUGGGCUCUCUACGUGUUGUCGAUGCACCCUGAGAUCCAAAAGAAACUGCGGGCUGAGCUGCUGGGCAUCCCCAGCGACCGUCCGACCAUAGAUCAGCUGAACGGUCUGCCGUAUCUCGAGUUGUUCAUCCGCGAGGUUCUGCGUCUGCACUCCCCUGUUGCAGCCGUGUCUCGAAUGAGCGCAGCCGAUUGCGCUAUCCCGCUCGCAGAGCCGUAAGCUGAUCGCUUUGGAGUGUGCCAUGACAGUCUGUUGUGUGUUCCACCAAGUUCUCCGCUGCGGCGCUGCUGGAUGGGCUGAUUAUCCUUGUGCAGAGUGCAAAAGAAUCAAGUCAUUCACAUCCCCAUCCAGGCUCUGCACAUGGACAAAGACAUUUGGGGUGACGAUGCUCAUGACUUCAGGCAAGUACCAGGCCUGAGAGGUGGACAGCCCUCCCCCCGCGCGCGCGCAACAUGAUCCAUGGCGUGUGGGGUACCUCGCUCGCAUUCCUCGCCGGCCCGCGCGCCUGUCCCGCCUUCGCCUUGGCGGUCCUCGAGUGAGUGCGCACUAGCUAGCGACGCCGAGUCGCCCCGCCGAGCUGACGCCUGCACAGAUAGAAGGCGCUGCUCUUUGUGCUGGUCCGGGGGUUCGAGAUCCGGCCGGCGGUGCGUGCGGGUGGGAUUGGCCGCGUGAGCACGGGCGGGCUUGCGGGGACGCUGUGUCAGCCCGGGGUACUCGCGGAUCGGCGAGCCGGCGCGCAGCUGCCUCUGAUCCUCAGGGAAAUUCAGUAGCGCUGAAGGGAUGUCAUAGUCGUAUGCGUGGUACCGGAGGAGUUUUCGAUGAGAGACC